Messenger RNA from Aspergillus affinis, 2799 nucleotides. RefSeq lists its product as uncharacterized. The coding region runs from base 1 to 2799 and encodes 932 amino acids. The record is from RefSeq and is a predicted model, not a curated record. NCBI's taxonomy places the organism in Eukaryota, Fungi, Ascomycota, Eurotiomycetes, Eurotiales, Aspergillaceae. The transcript is spliced from 3 exons.
AUGCCUGACGUACUUCCUGACCCCGACGUCAUCCGGUACCCCCUUCACGAUGCCAAUUUAAUUCUCUCGGUAUCGGAGGACCCAUUGUCACCCCAGACCGGUGUGAAGGCCCCUCUGGACAUCUACUGCGAAAAUUUCAAGUUGGACAAGAGCAUCUCGUCCACAAACACGAGUGAUGAUGCGCCAGCUCGUUUCGGGAUCUUCACCCGCAACCUCUUGGGUCUUGAAAACGUCGCCAAACCUCUUUCCAUCUCCCUCUCGGGGGCAGACGGUACAGAUAAAGAUAAUCCCAAUGGUCACAAAGGUGGCGUCAUCGACAUGUACGUCGAGGAUCUAUCACUAGCUACCGCUCGGGGACUUAGCAUCCAAGCUCGUGGCGGUAGGGGUUAUACGCCCUUGGACAAAUUAGAUGCCAAGGUAGGUGAAAAUGGAGGUAAUGGAGGCGACGGGGGUCGGGUCUGGGCAGUUGUCGGGGGAGAGGUUUCCAACAACGCCCUGAUCGCGGAUCGCAUCCUGGAUCACCUUGCAGAUGCUCAAAAGAAGUGGCCGGCAGAUUUCACGAACGACAUAGCGGAGUUCGUUCGUCUCGUGGAGCAGAAGGAGGUGAAGCCCGUGUACGUACCGCCGAGUAACAUGAAGACGGCGGAAGAGAUUCGAAAAGUCCAGCUGUAUUCGUUUCGAACUCAAGUGAGAAGACUCCGGCGAGUGCUGGGGCCUGCGGUUGAUAACUUGCAUAUCGCGCUGAGCAAUGCCAUCGAUGUCCACGGAGGCCUGUAUGGCACCGGUUCCCUGGGCUCCGAGAAGCCCGGCAAGAGUGGACACCAAGGGAAGGACCAGAAGCCAAUCAUCGCAUCUACUGUUGAUGUUGAUGCUCUCCUCCAUACUAAGGUGUGUUACGUGCAUCCGAUCCAGUGCCGUAUGUUACUGGACAAGGCCAAACAGUUGUUCUGGUCUGGAUCAUUGGAGAACAAAGCACGGAGCGCUACUAUCCUGCAGCGCCUGCAGAAAAGACUGGAACCGUUUCUGAUGAUCCCCGGCCCAUCAUCAUCAUCAUUGACCCAGUUGCCCUUGGUGCAGGCGUACCGCGAAGCUGAGUCCCGCCUGUGCAUUGUUAGCGACAAAAAGAGUGCCAUUCCGGUUUCGAUAAAACGCCUGACGACUCUCACAUCCGAGGCUGAGAUGACUUUGAAGCAUAUUAUGUCUGGCGUGGACUUUUACGGAAAAAGGGCGGACGAGGUCCCUCGGGGCUCUUUUACUUGGUAUCAUAACAUUGCCGAGUAUUUCCUGGGUCAGUUGGAGUUCGUUGAAAACACAUACAAGGACUGGUUCAAUAAUGGAAACGAUGCCUCUGCACGGCUGAAUGCAAUAAAGAACCGGGGCAAAUUAUGUGAUACAAAAACUGAGCUGAAGACUCGCCUCAUUAAGGAGGCUAUUGUUGAUCUGGACAUCAGUGCGUCGACAAUUGACAGUCUGACAGAGACAUUCCCAGCAGCCAGGCAGGCCGUGCUGGACGAGGCUGCAAAGGUCGCUCAGAAAAUCAAGGAGAAAUUCACUGUUUCUUUUGACGACCUAGUCUCUUCACUAAGCCAAGUGCUGUUCGUCCAUGGAGGCCCCGCCAUCCUCUCCAUGGCCGCCUUGCAGACCACCAGCCUGGUCGACAAAGGCUUGAACAAAAUCGAAAAGGACGAUGGAAUACAAAUCCCCAAGACCUACCUGCUCUCCAAACUGCACCGCAUUAGUGGGUCCUUCGAAAGUCUUGCCGAGGGAUACAAAGUCCUGAAUGGCAAAGUUCAACUAACAGAUCCCGGUGCCGAAAAACUAUUUGCAGCCGAAACUGAGUUGGAGAAAUUGCUGGAUGCCUUUGAGGUUGCGCUCGGUGAUGACAUCCUGAAGGGCGUGAAGCAGAAAUUCCAAAAGUAUAUUGGGAUUGUUCUGCAACGCAAUUCGGCGGUGGUGAGAUACAAUUCCGACCUGACGUUGUUGGUUCAGUACCACCGUGAAUUAGAAUCGCUCGCAGUCGAGAAGGACGAUAUCGUGCGCAAGGAAUAUGAGAAUCUGGGUGCUGACCACCCGUCUAUGACUGCCUUUAUGAAGAACACGAACCAGGACGCCGUCCAGACAGCGCAACUGUGGCUCUACAAGCAAGAACGAGCGUACAGCUUCCUUGCCCUCCGCGAUGCCCACAUCAUCGGAGAUGCUCUCAAGGGUGUCCCCGUUUCUCAGUACAAUGUCACUCAUCUCCGAAAGGCACAAGCGGCCCUAUAUCAAUACUACAAUGCGGUAUAUAAGGAGAAGAAGGGCCAGCCACCGCAGACUCAUUUCGGGGCCAAGUUUUCGCUUGAGAAGGAUGAUGUCGAUGAUAUCAAAGAGAGUGGGAAAAAGGGCAUCAUGCUCCUCGUCGACGUGCCUCCAACCGCGGACACAUUCCGUGGCAAGGCGGACGUCCGACUUACCAAGGUCCGGUUUUUUGCACCGGGGGCGAAAACGGACAACCACCGACUCGAGGUCAAGCUAACACACACUGGGAAGGAGACCGUUGUGAACAAUCGCCUGAAGCGAUUCUCCUUCACACAUGAUCCGCUCAAGGUCACCUUCCGAUAUAAUACGGAGACCAACAAGGUCCACGGGGAUGACGUCGUGGACGGCAACAUUGCCUGGCCGACGGAGAAUGAUUUUGCCCUGCCAGGGCCCUUUACUCGGUGGAAGAUUGAGAUCCGGAACGCAGUGAACAAGAAUAUGGAUCUUUCUGGCGUCCAGUCGCCAUAUCUGGAAUUUGAUUACCAGUUCGAGAGUGUUUAA